This is a messenger RNA of Vanrija pseudolonga, 354 nucleotides long. It is a transcript of the gene ATG8, whose product is annotated as Autophagy-related protein 8. Gene Ontology annotation, biological process: cellular response to nitrogen starvation; macroautophagy. Bases 1 to 354 code for a protein of 117 amino acids. NCBI's taxonomy places the organism in Eukaryota, Fungi, Basidiomycota, Tremellomycetes, Trichosporonales, Trichosporonaceae. The record is from RefSeq and is a predicted model, not a curated record. Gene Ontology annotation, cellular component: fungal-type vacuole membrane; autophagosome; cytosol. The transcript is spliced from 7 exons. Gene Ontology annotation, molecular function: phosphatidylethanolamine binding.
AUGGUCCGCUCCAAGUUCAAGGAUGAGCACCCCUUCGACAAGCGCAAGGCCGAGGCCGAGCGUAUCCGUCAGAAGUACUCUGACCGAAUUCCCGUGAUCUGCGAGAAGGUCGAGAAGAGCGACAUCCCCACCAUUGACAAGAAGAAGUACCUGGUGCCCGCUGACCUCACGGUUGGCCAGUUCGUCUACGUCAUUCGCAAGCGUAUCAAGCUGUCGCCCGAGAAGGCCAUCUUCAUCUUUGUCGACGACAUUCUCCCACCAACCGCUGCUCUGAUGAGCGCCAUCUACGAGGAGCACAAGCUUCCUGUACAUCCUAACACGUUCGGCGAGGAGUGGGAGGAGAUUCCCCAGUGA